This is a messenger RNA of Saimiri boliviensis boliviensis (Bolivian squirrel monkey), 2117 nucleotides long. NCBI's taxonomy places the organism in Eukaryota, Metazoa, Chordata, Mammalia, Primates, Cebidae. The record is from RefSeq and is a predicted model, not a curated record.
UACGGGCUUACCCAGCAGGUAAGUCUUAGGCCACCGCCUGCGGCGUCCGCCCCAGGAGCAGCGAGACCCAAGAUUCCAUCAAACGUUUGCCCGGUCUUUGCAUCAUUUUGGCAGUCCCUUUCCCUGCUGAGGGAGAAUUAAACAAUUGGAAAAAGUCCCAAUCAGAAUACCACCCGCAGGACGACGAAGAAAACCCAAUUUUCAGUCCCCAACCACGAAAUGGUGGGAGGCGUGCGGGGUGGGGGGGGAACCGGAAAAGGAGUAGGGAGAGGAAGGGUGCCCAGCUACAAGAAGUCUUCACAUCUCUCUGCGGUUCCUGGUAAACGCGCUCCUGUCCUGAGUGUGGAAGGAACCUAAGAGUUCAGGAAAGAUCAAAGUAACGGGCCUCUUCCCCACACUCGCGCUCUCCUUUCCCCGCUGCUGGGUUGCGGGGCACCCUAGAAGGAUUCGGUGAGGGUGAGGCCUUGCGGACGGGUGGAAGGAGCCAACCUGCCGAAUCUGAGCCCAAGCCUGCUGAGAAGUGUGGGGGCCUUGAGGGGAUCAGCGUUUCUAGCUUCUUUGCGCCCUCCUUUCCCAGAGAUCUACCACAAUUCCACUCUGGAGGCAUUCUCCGCCCACCAAAUCUCCUUUGUAGCCCCAGGACCCGUCGGUUUCUGGGGCCCUUCCUGACUCCAAAACUCCUGGGCGCUGUUGCUCGUGAGUGCUGCCCAACUAUCGUCCUCUAAAACCACCUCCAUCCCUCACUGGGCUGGCCCCCUGAGCCUUCGGUGAGGAAAUGGGGUUCCGCAUUGCCUGCCUGGGAGCUUGACAGCCUGACUAGGAAAGGGCUAAUUCUCUUUUUCUGUGCAAAUGACUUGAGCUAAUUAUUUGAUCUGAAGCAUGGGCAAGUAAAGGAUCAUUGGCAGGCGUGGGGAGGCAGGCGUGGAAUCUUUCCCACUUUGUCCCCUUUAAAAAAAGCAACCAAAACACACACCGAAACCCCUCUGGUCUUAAUGGGCUAGCUGGAACUGGGCUUUCCGGGGCCGGGAAUGGGCCCCUAGAAGUUUCCCAGUUUGGGGGAUGGAUAGGGCGGGGUCCCUGAGUCCAGAGCUGGGAGUUGGGUUCAGCGGCCCAAGACGCUGGCUUUUUCAGAUUCCUUUGCGCUGGGGCAGUGCGUGGGGGCUGCUUGGGUCCCUCCGGGCCUGCCGGGACCCUCAGGCUCCCAGGGCAGGACCAACCCACCCGACCCAGUGGCGACUCUCAGGCCUAGAAGCCGCCACUUUGGUCCCUCCCCACUCCGGUCAGCCAGCGCACGGCCCCUCAGGCCCAAACGGCGAACAGGUACCGGCAUCCGCCUGCUUUUGCACUUGGGGAUGGGGGAGCCACCUCGUGACGCCCCUUCUGCCUCUCACCUGCUUACCCCUUUCUCCCUGUUCUGUAGGUUUCCCCCUGGAGCCAGAAGGAAGCCCGGUGGCAGCCAACCUUCCCGAAGGACUAAGCCCGCACCAUCCGGCUUCCUCCAGCGGGCGCCUGCAGGACCCAGGAACACUACAUCAACACUCUUGGCGGGGAUGUGGACACAGAAGACUCCUGUUACAAGAAAAUACAAUCAUGUCUCAAAGGCUGUAAUUUAUAUGCAUUUUAAAACUCUCUAGGCAUUGAAAACCACCCAAGUGUCCCAAAUAGAAGGGUAAAAUAUAAUCAAUCACUCAGUGUAAUAUUAUACAUCCUUUAAAAAUGUUAUUGGAAAAUGUUUUAUGAUCUGUAAGUCCAAGGAACCCUCUCCCACCAUUUCUUUCUCCCCACUGUUCCCCCAUACCCACACUUCUUUGUUCCAGUUGGCAUGUAAACUUGGUUUUCCCGCCAAAUGAGUCAGUCAUGAUGGGAACGUCAAUUGAUUUGAACAGAUGUGUGUCAAUGUUACUUGGAAAACUAGAUGCCAAUAACCAGGGCCACAGAAAAAGGCAGUGGUUGCAACUCUGUAAAAAUUUAUGCAUGCACACAGAAAAGGACUAAAGUGGAACCCCACACAGGAAAACAGUGGGCUGUACCCCUAUGCUGGGACAUUGAAUGACUGUAUGCUACUUUUGAUUUUCGUUAAUAUGGGCAACUGUCCAAUUAAAAAAAACUCCUAAGGA